Messenger RNA from Centropristis striata (black sea bass), 4914 nucleotides. RefSeq names its product oxysterol-binding protein-related protein 10-like. Gene Ontology annotation, molecular function: cholesterol binding. Gene Ontology annotation, cellular component: cytosol; intracellular membrane-bounded organelle; membrane. NCBI's taxonomy places the organism in Eukaryota, Metazoa, Chordata, Actinopteri, Perciformes, Serranidae. The record is from RefSeq and is a predicted model, not a curated record.
UAUUUUUUUGGUUUGAUGAUGUGUGUAAUAGGAUUGCAUUGUAAUAUCCGGGGGCCGGUCCAGAGUGGAGUGGGAGUCUGCUCUCCCUUUCUAGCAGGAAAACGCUGGAGGAGACCCACAGUGCAGCCACACCGCCGCGCACUGCAGAGGAGAGAGCGGGACACAAACACCACCGGGGAAUAUGUCCGCUUUCUCACGCACCGAGGGACGCUCACACCACCGGCGCAGCGCGGUCAAUGCCUCCCCACUGGCCCUGCUUUAGUCCAGCAGACACACAUCGCCGUGUUUACCACUUAUGCUCUGCUGAAAUCUUCCCUGCUGCUUCUGGUCCAUCCCCGUCCCCUCCUCCCCUCUCUCCCUCCUCCUCCUCCUCCUCUCCGCCGUCCCGUCGCCAGGAUGGACAAGACGCUCUGCAGUCCGCAUCCCGUGACCAACAAAGCCAACUCUUCCUCGUCGGACCGCGGGAACUCAUCGACGAGGAAGCCCGGGAGGUGCGGGUCGCACAGCCCCGGCUCCGGCUCGCUGGGCGGCCCGGCCGGAGCAGGAGGCAGCCGGGGAGCUGUGCUGGGGAACAGCAUGAAUUUGCAGCAGCAGCAGCCACGCAAGAGGCAGCUGGAGGGAGUGCUGAGCAAAUACACCAACCUGAUCCAAGGCUGGCAGAACAGGUACUUUGUGUUGGACCCGGAGUUGGGACAGCUGCAGUACUUCGUCAACGAGCAGGGGAAGUGCCAGAAGCCCCGGGGCUCGCUGCCCCUGAUCGGUGCCUCGGUAAUCCCGAGCGACGAGGCUCCGCAUAUGUUUGUCGUAAACUCUGUCAAUGGAGAGCUGUACAAACUCAGAGCCUCAGACGCCAAGGAGCAGCAGUUUUGGAUCAGUCAGCUCCAAGCGUGUGCCAGACGCCAUUCUGACAGCAGUGCCAAGGUGAGGAAGCUGAAGGGCUCAGAUGAACACUUGAGUGUGGAAAGAGCAGGAGGAGGCCAGGAGUUGCUGGGCUCCUCAUCCUCUGGUCGGACCCGUAGCUUCUCCCUCCUCCCCCACCUAACCCCAUCCUCAUCCCCGGGCUCUCAGAGGCACCUGAGCCACGCGGCCUCACCCAGCAACAUCGUCACCAUCACCCACCACAAAUCUCCGGCUGCAGCUCGGCGGGCCAAGAGUCUAUACCCGGGACGGCUGCUGGAGGUCAAAGAGGUGAUGUCCCAAGCAGAGGGCCAACAGAAGAACCUGGUCCAGUCCAUCGACUCUCUGCCCACCAGGGGCCCUCUCUCCUGUCUGGACCAGGACCUGCUGCUGCUAAAAGCCACAUCUGCCGCCACACUCAGCUGCCUGGGAGAGUGCCUGAACAUCCUCCAACAGACCCAGAGCCACAGCCAGGCACCACCUCAGUCCAACGCCUCCCAGUGCAACUACGGCGUCCAUGGAGCCCCCUCCGAUGGUGUUCCUGUGUGGACUGUACCAAAGUCGCCCUCAGGGGAGCAGUUGAAGAACGGAGGUCUGACUCCUCUACGAUCAGCCGAGCCCUCUCCGGCCUUCAGGAAAAGGAGUCUGUCCCAUGGUGCUGAGCGUCACCAAGGGCUGGAAGACAUCAGCCCCAGUGAAGAGGUGACGGAUACAGAGGAUAACGAAGAGGAGGACCUGGGAGUCCUGGACGACCAGCGGAGCAUCAUUCUCCACCUGCUCUCCCAGCUCAAACUGGGCAUGGACCUCACACGGGUGGUGCUGCCGACCUUCAUCCUGGAAAAGCGAUCACUGCUGGAGAUGUACGCCAACUUCAUGGCCCACCCCGACAUGUUCCUGUCAAUCACAGCGGGGGCCACAGCCGAGGACCGGAUAGUCCGCUUUGUUGAGUACUACCUGACAGCGUUCCAUGAGGGGCGGAAAGGUGCCGUGGCCAAGAAGCCGUACAACCCGGUGCUGGGGGAGACCUUCCACUGUUCCUGGGAAGUGCCUCGGGACAAAGUCAAACCUUUGGUCAGGUCGAACCAGGGGUCCUCCUGGGAGCCGAGCAGGGGCCCCAACAACACGCAGCAGGGCGAGGACUCAGCGGGAGACUGCUACAGAGUGAGAUUUGUGGCCGAGCAGGUGUCCCAUCAUCCACCUGUGUCUGGGUUUUACUGUGAGUGCCGGGAGAAGAGCAUGUGCGUUAACGCCCACGUAUGGACCAAGAGCAAGUUCAUGGGAAUGUCUAUAGGCGUGUCCAUGGUGGGGGAAGGGGUCCUUUGUCUCUUGGAGCACGACGAGGAGUACGUCUUCACGUUGCCCUGUGCCUACGCCCGCUCCAUCCUCACCGUGCCCUGGGUGGAGCUGGGGGGCAAAAUCUCAAUCAACUGUGUCAAGAGCGGCUACUCUGCCACCGUCACGUUUCACACCAAGCCUUUCUACGGAGGGAAGGUCCACAGAGUGACGGCAGAGGUCAAGCACAAUCCAACCAACACCAUCGUGUGCAAAGCGCAGGGCGAGUGGAACGGCACGCUAGAGUUCACCUACAGCAGCGGGGAAACCAAAGUGAUCGACACGGCCAAACUCCCGGUCACCAGGAAGAAGCUGCGGCCUGUGGACAAACAGGGGAGGACAGAAUCAAGGCGGUUAUGGCAGCAUGUCACCAAGUCGCUGAAGGAGGGGAACAUUGACGAGGCCACGGAGCACAAACACCGUCUGGAGGAGCGACAGAGAGGAGAGGAGAAGCAGAGAUCGGCUGAUAACAAACCCUGGAUGCCAAAAUACUUCACGAAAGAGGGAGAAGGUUGGAUCUACAACAGCCCACUGUGGAAGUCGACCUGACAGCAGAGAGACUCUCUUCUGAUGGACAGUAACAGAUCCCUGCUCUCCACGCUGAGGUCAGAGGUCAGGGUGUCGAGUCCUCCGGAGACCUUCAGACGUCCAGCUACAGACUCACAGAGAGACACUGUGGAGACACAGACAGGAAACAAGCAAGGUGCCAAAGCGACCUCCACUGUCGGCUGGAGCUGUUGGGACAAAAGUACAUUUUUAUAAACAGUUAAUAGUAUUACUAUUCAAAGUAGAGUAUUUCUAUUUUUCACCUUGCCAAGGCCUUUUUUGCACACGCACAGUAAUGAAGUUUGCCACUGGUGUUUUACUUUUUUCUCAGACAUUGUCAAUGUUUGGUUCCAAGCUUUUAGUUUGUAAUGCAGCGUUAGAAUGAACGGAUUCCCUGUCACACAUAAUACUGUAGCUGUAAAUGAGUUGUUUAUAUAAAGCACUUUUACCAUAGAAAUAAAUUUAAUAUUUUAUAUUUAUGGCUUUUACCAAUCAGGGUGGUCUCUAAGAGCUUUACGGGAAGUAAGAACACCUGACCAGAUUUAAAGAGAUAUAAACUAUGUGUUAGUAUAUAUUAUUAUUAUACAGUGAGCUUCUAGAAAGUAAAGAUGAUUGUUUUGUUUUGUCUGCACUCUGAAUGUAUCUGGGCACAUUUUAUUAGUACGCUACUCUCCCAUCUUGUGCUGUUACACAUGCUUUUUGUGUUUUACCUUUUAAUUUUGCUCCAUUUGAAGUAUAUCACACAUUGAGUGCGACGCCUCUGCAGAAGUUUUCCAUUACUACCUCUCUUCUUAUUCAGCUUUCCAGCCAUUAGUCAGCCCCCCCCCCCAAAAAAAACAAAAAACAAAAACAAAACACUGGUUUGUUUGUGACAAAAUGUUCCUCGCUCCUCUAAUCUUUUUUAUAUCUUCACCUCUAAGAUGGCACUUGUGUAAUUAGGCAGCCCGAGACUCCUGAAGUUAAUACUUCUCCUUAGGUUGCCCGUGAUGAUGAAUAUGGAUGAGGAGGCUCGCAGAAACACACAACCAGGUUCUCGCAGCUGGGGUUCACUGAGAGGUUGCCUCAGUGAAGAUGAAAGGAAGGUCUAGCAGUUUAACAAUCAUUUGGAACUGGCAGGUAUAUAACUGCAGGACUCAUGUUUUCUCUUUUUACAAACUGUGGUCAGUUUUCAAACUGAACGGUGUUUCUAAAAAAAAAAACUAAAGCAGACAUUAACCCUUGUGCAUCACUAGGGGCAUUAUUGGAUUUUUAAUGUUUUGAUUUUGGCUGUGCAUAUGGCAAUUGAUGUCUCCCACAUUUUUUACUUCAGCUGCUAUAAAUCUAUAAUAAACUGUGUAGCCAAAAUCCAGUCACUCAACCACUUUAAGACAAAAAUGUUCCCAUCCAAACCCAUUAAAACCACAAUUUUGGACCCAUAAAAGCAUUAAAAUAAAGCAUUAUGUCAGCUUUCAAUCUUAAAAUUGAAGUUUUUACUAUUUUCUACCAGAUCGAAACAUUUUCUCAUGUUUGUCCUAUGGGUCAAAUACAUACAUUUUUCUUGUUGUCCAAGAGAGUUAUUGCUGAUGUAUUUAAUGUUGUUGCCAAACAUUCUCACACAGUGAAGAAAUAAAAAUCCCUUGGCUAAACUGUUUAAGGUUUUAAAUUCUAAAAGUUGUAUCAUGUAGAUAAAUUGGUAUUUAAAGGGAUAAAAUUCAGGUAAAAAUGUAAAAGUUUAACUCUGAAAGGUGAGAAUAUGAUGAAUAUAUAUUUUAUGUUUAUUUUAAGCCCUCUUAGCAUUUUUAAAGGGACGCACAAGGGUUAAAAUAUUAGCAUUUUUAACAGUAUAUCCACUUCAUGUUCAAAAUUAUUUCUAAUUUCUUAGUCAUGACACCCACUGCUUUUUCUUUUGGUUGUUCAUUCACUGAACUUUCCAGAUUAUAUUUUCCAGCCAGGUGAGUUUACCAGACGCCUAUUUGUAGCUGAUGUCGUGACAUUUACUUGACAGUUCAGAAAACUAACCAUGUUCUGUUCAAAGACAUUCGCCUUACAUAAAACUUAUUUUUCAUAUCCAGAAGGAUCCAGACUCUGACAUAGAGAGUGAUUAUGAAUGAAGGAGGGAUUGUCCAUUAAUAAAAACCUUCUACCUUUUUUUAAACCAAA